Frankliniella occidentalis (western flower thrips) is the source of this 4537-nucleotide messenger RNA. RefSeq lists its product as uncharacterized. The annotation marks the transcript as partial. The record is from RefSeq and is a predicted model, not a curated record. The transcript has a single exon. Gene Ontology annotation, molecular function: catalytic activity. NCBI's taxonomy places the organism in Eukaryota, Metazoa, Arthropoda, Insecta, Thysanoptera, Thripidae.
GGCUAUAGGCCGCCCCUGCCCGGCGUAGGUUGUGUUGCCUACCUUGCCGGCGCCCCAGGGCCCACUGCGCCCUCUCCAUCCCCCACCCCUGCGCGCGUCAGGCGUGCCGCGGCCCCCGCAACCCAAGGCCAGACUAGGCACCCCUGUAGGAACAGUGGCCUACCCCCUAGGCGUCCAGCACCCCCACAACAUGCUACUACACCAACAACGCAACCCCCAGUCUGGCUGGCCCCGGGCAGGCACGAAGGAGAAGGUGCGAGUGAGAGAAGGGCUAGCGCACGUAACGUGCAUGCAAGCUGAUGGCAACUGCCUCCUCUAUGCCAUAAGCCACCAGCUACACGAGACUGGUAGAGUCCCGGGUGAGGGACGGCUGGAGGCCGGGGGCGAGGACCAUGUCCGGCACGCAGCCCAGCUGCGGCGGGCCGUGGUCGCGCACCUGGUGGCGUUCCCUCCGGUCGCGGCUCUGGAAGCAGCAUGGGCGGAUGACCCGUGGGGCUAUGAACCCUUCGUGGGUCCACGGCCGGACGGCGAGCUCGGCAUAAGAGACGCGACAGGAGCGGCCGCGCGCCUCGCAGCCCAACUGGAGAAGGACCAUGUGUGGCUUGGAGAGGAGUCUCUUGUGGCACUGGCCGAGGCCCACCAGACCAAAAUCACAGUAUACUACGAGGCGCAGGACCCCCUCGACAUCGACAUCACGCCACAAGCACACACAAUAACACCAGCACACCUCACACCAGGUCCCCCCCUCAAGAUCAUCUACAGGGUCAGCAAAGCCGGUGGCGGUGAGAGAGUCCACUACGACAGCGUGAGCAGAGUGCGGGAGGUAAGGGAGCCCGGCCACGGCGACUUCUGCAGCCCCUUUAACCCCUUCCCCCCGCUCCCCAAGCCCAAGCCGGCGCCGACGUCACAACAGAAACAGGUAAACGCUGCAGACAAGUGCAGGUGGAGGGUUCAGACCAAGAGGAAAGAAAGGGAGACCCCCGUCGGUCUACCCAAGCCCACGCCUACCACCCCGCCGCCUCAGGACAGGCCCGCGGAUACGCCCCACCUGCCCGCCAAAGGGGUGGGGCGGGGGGACAGUGGCCGGCCGGCAGCACUGCCCAAGAACUUGCCUAUCCGUGUCGCAACGUGGAAUGUCAGGACCAUGGGUGUCCUGGGCUGUGCCAAAAAUGUGGCAAAGGAGCUUAAGCGCAUGGGGCUUGCCAUUGUGGGUUUACAGGAGAUCAGGUGGCCAGGACAAGGUGAGCUCAUCAUGGGUGACUACAAGUACUUCUACUCCGGAGGCACGCAGAAGGUCCAUGGGGUAGGUUUUGCAGUACAUCGGAGCCUUUUGCCCGCCAUGUUUGGUUUCCAACCACGAGGUAAAAGGAUAGCUGCCCUGCGUAUGCGCACGGAGACCCAUACCAUCUCUUUCGUCACAUGCCACGCCCCCUGCCAGUCGGAGAAGGGGCUGGAGGAAAAAGGUCAGUUCUACGAGUCACUUCUCAGGUUAGUACACAAUGAACUCCCCAGCGGCAGCGUCAAGAUAAUCCUAGGAGACAUGAACGCCCAGUUGGGCCCCCCAGCCACACCCCUGGACAAGUCGAGGGGCUACUACACGUACCACAAGAAGGACAACAGCAACGGGGCGCGACUGGUCUCCUUCGCCAACGCGGCUAGCAUGACAGUGGUGAGCACGACGUCGUCGCGGCCCAGGGGCGAGCGCUACACCUGGACCUCAAACAACUGCAAGGAUGUCUCCCAGAUAGACCAUAUCCUGAUUGACACCCUUCGCAGAAACUGGGUAACAGGUGUGCGCACGGACUGGACCGCGUGUAACUACUCUGACCACGCCGCUGUCGUGGCGACGCUCAAGGUGAAAGUGGAGCACUUCAAAAGGGAACGAGAGCAGGAUAUGCUAAAGUCACCUAAGAAGCUGCGACUGGAGCGCCUGAACAACCCUGAAGUAAAGGAAGAAUUUCAAAAGUCGGUGACGCGGCUACUGCAGGAGGGCAGCACGGAGGCGAAAGAGCAACCCGAAGGCCCGGCCAGUGACACCACCCUGCCGGACAAGCCACCACGGGAGACUAUACACGCCAUGUGGGAGCGGAUGGCGUCAGCCCUGUUGGUCAGCGGUAAGUCCACACUAGGGGAAGCCAAGCAGACGAAGGGUAAGCACUGGUACGACGAGGAGUGUGACGAAGUCACCGAGCAGAGGAACGCGAUCUGGAGGUGGCACAGGGAGGAGGUGCACAACGAGGAGAUCAGAGAGGGCUACGAGGAGAUGGAACGGAUGAGGAAGAAGACGCUGCGACGGGUACGGCGACGCUACCUCAAACAAAUAUGCGAAGACCUCGAGCUCGACCACUCGCUACAGAAUGUCCGUGGUUUCUUCGCAAAGGUAAGGAAAACUAAGAUGGGGUAUGUCCCCCGUGCAUGUAUGGUCAGGGCCGAGGAGGGGCUGUUGGUCGCCAACACCACGCAGGUGUUGCAAACAUGGCGCGACCACUGCAUCAAAGUCCUUGCGGGACCUACGGAGCACGGCGAGGCGCCCGCACCGGAGCCCGACCAGGGGCCUAGCCAGGGGCCUACCCAGGGGCCCACCCAGGGGCCCGUCCAGGGACCCAGCCAGGGGCCCAGCCAGGGGCCUAGCCAGGGGCCCAGCCAGGGGCCCAGCCAGGGGCCCAGCCAGGGGCCCAGCCAGGGGCCCAGCCAGGGGCCCAGCCAGGGGCCCAGCCAGGGGCCCAGCCAGGGGCCCAGCCAGGGGCCCAGCCAGGGGCCCAGCCAGGGGCCCAGCCCACAACAGCGAGUAGGUGCCGUGCCUCAGGUGGGGACGGCGGAAGGGCAGCAGCCGGAUCAGCGAGAGCGGAACCCACCAACACGGGAAGAGGUGGUAAGGGUAAUUGAGUCUAUGAAAAAAGGUAAGGCCACGGGUGCGGACGGCAUUGCCACCGAACUCUUUCUGAACGGCGGGGAGCACCUGAUCGACAACCUGACGGCGCUCAUGGUAAGGAUAUGGGAGGAGGAGGCCAUUCCAGCAGCGUGGGAGGAAGCCGUCAUCACAAUGCUCCAUAAAAAAGGGGGGCUCUACGACUGCGAUAACUACAGAGGCCUCUCAUUGCUCAAUACUGGCUAUAAAAUCUGUUCCACGUUGAUCCUACGGAGGCUGGAGUACUACGCCGAGGAGGCCACGAGUGAGUAUCAGGCAGGCUUCCGCAGGAAUAGGUCGACGACGGACCACAUCUACGCCCUUAGGGCGCUGCUUGCCAGGCGCAAGGAGUUCCAGCAAGAAACACACAUGCUGUUUGUGGAUUUCGCGAAGGCUUACGAUUCUGUGCACAGGGCCGUGCUGUGGAAGAGGCUAGGUGAGCUAAACAUCCCUCAAAAGCUCAUCGUGAUGAUCCAGGCACUCUCACGCUCCACAAAGAAUAGGGUAAGAGCAAUGGGCUUCCUCUCAGAAUGCUUUGAGACGACCUCUGGCGUGAGGCAGGGCGACGCGCUCUCGCCACAACUCUUCAACCUGGCGCUAGAGUCAGCGGUGAGACGGGUAAUGGAACUCCUGGACCCUGAGGUCUUGCUCCUGGCGUAUGCGGAUGACAUAGUCAUUGUGGCUAACACCCGCCCGCAGCUCAGCGCGGCGAUGGCGGCACUGGUGGAGAAGUGUGCGGAGAUUGGUCUCCAGGUCAGCCAGGGCAAGACUAAGUAUAUGUGCUCCACGCCGACACAGGGCGGCCCCUCUCCACCUCUACAGGUAGGUGACCACUCCUACGAGGCGGUCACCGUCUUCAGGUAUCUGGGCUCCAUGAUUACCGUGGACAACGACAGCCUCGUGGACAUCAAGGAAAGGACCAGCGCAGCGAUGCGCAACCUGCGGGCCCUGAAAGCCCUGCUGGGCUCCAAGGAGGUGAGUAGGAAAGGUAAGCUCAUCAUCUAUGAGACGGUCAUCAAGCCGGUCGCUGUAUAUGGAGGGCAGGCCUGGACCUUAACAGCCAAGUGCAAGCAGGCCCUGUGCGUCUUCGAAAGGCAGGUGUUGAGGGCCAUUGUCGGCCCGGACCUCUCCCAGCCAGGAGUGGUGCGCCUCCGCAGUGACAAGGAGAUAAGGGAGCUCCUGAACUACGGAAAGAGUGUAGUAAGCUGGGUGCAGUCUGUCGCCCUUCACUGGGCAGGGCACGUGGAGCGCGCCCCGGAGGACAGAAUUAUCCGCAAGGUCACUGCUGGGAGCAUCAAGGGCAAGAGGGCCCGAGGUAAGCCAAAGCUCCGUUACCAGGACUACAUCAAGGAAAUGGUAAAGCCCUACGGCGUCACUGACUGGCGCACCCUAGCCCAGCAGAGGGAGGGGUGGAAAGACCUCUGCUCGUCGGUAAAGGGCGCACCGCCAGCACCCGUGACCCCGCGCAAGAAGAAGGCCUCCGCGGAGGAGGCGGCCACAACACUGAGCCAGGACGCGGACGCACCACAGACACCACCCCAACAGCCUGCACCUAAACGAGCGAGACGCGCUCUCCAGUUCACACACAGGGCAGAACACACACUGAGCGACUCGGCGUCAGACAACGAC